Molecule: messenger RNA, 1467 nt
Organism: Mollisia scopiformis
Lineage: Eukaryota; Fungi; Ascomycota; Leotiomycetes; Helotiales; Mollisiaceae
Product: leucyl aminopeptidase
Exons: 4
Coding region: 66-1244 (392 amino acids)
Biological process (GO): proteolysis
Molecular function (GO): metalloexopeptidase activity
Source: RefSeq, a predicted model, not a curated record
CGCAGCACAAAAUAAAUAUCCCCCAAAAGUCUCAGGCAUCGAAGUAUUGAUUUCAAUCGCUCAUCAUGAAGCUAUCAAUUCUCUCAAGUUUGGCAUGGUCAGCUUACUUCGUGAGUGCGGGGUAUGCGGACAAGCGAGGGGUAGGUCAGAUUGUCAUCGACAAUUCUGUGCUUCCAAAUGAGCCUCGAUAUCUAAUUGAGUUUGCCGAUGGGCAUGAGCAAUGGGUCACUGAUACUGAGAAAUGGGCGCUCAAGAAGGAUGGCCAAUUCUUCAUGGAUACUACCAAUUUCCCUGACCUAGGAAAGUUCCGCAGCCAAUUAGAGACACCUACCCCCAAAUACACAUAUCCAGUUUCCGUAUCUCAAAAAGGAAAGAUAACACCCCUCCUCAAGGAGCUCAACAAGACGAAUCUUCAAAGCAAUCUUGGACAUCUGACAACUUUCCAUAAUCGCUGGUAUAACUCCACGUUCGGAGAAGCAUCGUACCACUGGCUCUUCAGCAAGAUCCUGACAACUAUCGCAUCAACAGGAGCGCACGAACACGGCAUCACAGCUGAACUAUUCGUACAUCCCUGGUCACGCCAGAACAGCAUCAUCGUUCGGAUUCCGGGUCAAAGUACCUCGACCAUCGUAGUUGGAGCUCACCAGGAUAGUGUGAAUCAUGAAGCUCGAAUGGAUGGCAGAGCUCCAGGCGCUGAUGAUGAUGGGAGUGGGACCGUCACUAUUCUGGAGGUUCUGAGGGUUUUGUUGUCAGACAAGAAGUUGGUGGGAGGUAAAGCGGAGAAUACGUUGGAGUUUCAUUGGUAUGCAGCCGAGGAGGGUGGGAUGCUUGGUAGUCAAGAUUUGUGGGAGAGUUAUAUGAAGGGAGGAAAGACUGUGAAGGGGAUGUUGCAGCAGGAUAUGACGGGCUUUUGGAAUAAGACUAUUGAGAAGGAGAAGGAGUUUGGGCUUAUGAUGGAUGUUGUUGAUAAGCCUUUGAUGGAGUAUCUGAAGCUCAUUAUUGAAGAGUAUACCGAGCUGCCAUGGGUCGAGACAGGGUGCGGGCCUUAUUGCGGCUCCGAUCACAUGUCGGCCAUCAAAGCGGGCUACCCAGGCGCUUUCAUCAUCGAAGGUGCAUUCGAGUAUACCGAUAACCACCUCCAUGGCGUCGACGACUUAGCUGAGUAUUUGGACUAUGACCACAUGAUUGACCAUGCUCAGAUGACAUUGGGUUUCUUGUAUGAAUUGGCUUUUGCGAAGUUCUAAAUGCCACUUGGAAUUGUGGAAGGAGGACGUCACGUUCUGGAAGAAGUGAGCGAGCUCAAGAGAAGAUUGGCAGAUGAAAAAUAGUAGAGAGGCGCUUUCUUAUAUAUACACAGCUUUCAGUUCGGUGUCUCUGCUUUCCACAGCAACCUAAUACAAAAGUUGAUCAAGGGAAUGAAACAAGGAUUGAGAAAGGCAAAGGUGUGAUUGGGCUUGCACAAACCCC